UUACUUUCUAGUAUCUGAGGAAUGCCAAAGGAAAAAUAUGAUCCGCCAGACCCACGGCGGAUGUACACAAUAAUGUCUUCUGAAGAAGCAGCCAAUGGAAAGAAAUCUAAUUGGGCAGAGUUAGAAAUCAGUGGAAAAGUAAAAAGUUUAAGCACUGCUUUGUGGUCACUUACGCACUUGACAGCAUUACAUCUCAGCGACAAUUCCCUUUCACGUAUACCGCCAGAUAUUGCCAAGCUUCACAAUCUGGUGUACUUAGACUUGUCAUCCAAUAAGAUCAGAAGUUUACCGGCAGAGCUCGGAAACAUGGUGUCACUCAGGGAAUUGCUUUUAAACAACAACCUGUUACGGGUUCUACCUUUUGAGCUGGGAAAACUGUUUCAGUUGCAAACACUGGGGUUGAAAGGUAAGAAAACAGAAAAUCAAACAGUACAAAAUAAAUUAAAAAACAUCUGUUUACACAAAUGUAUAUUUUUGUAUGUUAAUUUCUACUUCAGAUUUAACUUGGUCCAAAAACAUACUGUUGAAUUCAACCAACUGGCAAUGGCCAACUCGGAAGGUUCAGAACCCAUGUUAAACAGAGUCAUGACUAAGGACAACAUAGGUGUGGCUGUACUGUUGGAGCUACGGAAAGAGCUCAUGGAACUGUCUUCUGGGAAACCCCUCCAUGGAAUUGAACGGCAGCUGAUUCUAGUGGCCAAUGCUCAUAUGCAUUGGGAUCCAGAAUAUUCUGAUGUGAAAUUGGUCCAGACAAUGAUGUUCCUUUCUGAGGUGAAAAACAUUAUAGACAAGGCUUCUCGCAGUCUAAAACUAUCUUCAGUCUCUGGUGAAACUAAUGCCAUUCCACUUGUACUGUGUGCGGAUCUUAACUCCUUGCCAGAUUCUGGUGUUGUGGAGUACUUGACUACUGGGGGAGUAGAUAUAACACACAAAGAUUUUAAAGAGCUUCGGUACAGUGACUGUCUUACCAACUUCAACUGUAAUGGAAAGAACGGAACUUCCAAUGGAAGGAUUACUCAUGGUUUCAAGCUGAAGAGUGCCUAUGAGAAUGGCCUGAUGCCUUACACGAAUUACACUUUUGACUUUAAGGGUGUAAUCGACUAUAUUUUUUACUCCAAGCCUCAGCUUAAUGUACUGGGAAUUCUUGGGCCUCUGGACCACCACUGGCUUAUUGAGAACAAUAUCAGCGGUUGCCCUCAUCCACACAUACCUUCUGACCAUUUCUCUCUUUUUGCACAACUGGAGCUCGUACUACCCCAUCUGCCAUCAGUGAAUGGAGUCCACCUUCCUGGACGGAGGUAGUUGCUAACCACACGGAGAGUGGUCUCCCAUACGAACUAUAUUGUAAACUAGCUUGUAAAAUGAAAGUUAUACAAGAGUGAAGUAUGGCCAACAGGGAUUUAUUUUCUAAUUAACAGUUUUAAAGAGAUAUAAAAAUAAAAGUAAUAAGUCGUCUUUUCAGGCACAAUAUUUCCGUCUGAGCCCCUUCAUAUACUUGACAUUCUAAUAAACCGCUCCAAAAGUAGGUGGUGUUUUUACUUUUAAUGUCUUUGCACCUGCUGUUGGUCUCUUCCUGUCAUCCAUGUCCAUGCCAUCUAUCUAUGUGUAUUUGACAUGUGUGUGUAUGUGACAUAUAACUCAAUAUUCACAUGCACAUAUUUAUGUAGCACGAUUUUGAGGCUUGUACACCCAUUGUUAUUUUGUACUUCAAAAAUUUUUCAGAGAAUUGUUUGUAUGAACUAAUUUGGAUUUAGGCUUUAAAUGAUUGUAUAUGAACCACAAAAGACCCAGUUUAUGGCAUUUUUGUACUUUAAAGUGAAAAAAAUUAAAUCUGACUUGGGUGAAAAUGAUUGUAUUGUAAAUUAAGGCUAAAUUUUUUAAGAUUUAUUUCAUGUAUUAUUAAAUGAAAAACCAGCCUGUGAAAAGGAGUUACACCAGGUUUUCUCUGCUAAUAUUUGCACUGUUCUGGGUUACAUUCAUUUUAUGUACCACAGUUUUAUUUUGAGAACAUUGCUUUUAAAGAAAUUUUAAUUUCCAUGCAUACAGAUUUAUUCCAACCCAAAAUGACUCAUUUAACAUAAUGUGUCAAGGCAGCUUCUGUUGUGCUCUUAUUUGUGUAUUUUUAAACCUCUCCCUCCCUCCCUCACUCUUUUUAAAGGAUGGUGAAUGAUUUUGAAUGUCCUAAAUCGUGCUGCUUGUUCAUUUUUUUUAAUACCAUAUCCUUAUCCUGCCCAGGGUAAACAGAAAAUUUCAUAUUUUUUUUUCUUUUUCUGGGGUUAGUUUAUGAACAUGAACACAAUACACUGUAUAGUUUAAAAUGUGCAAUUUUAGCAGCACAGGAGGGAAACUGCAUAAUGUUUCAUUUCAUUCCUUUUAAAAGUGUGCCUCACUUGUUUUGUUCUCAAACAGCACUGCCUGUGCAAGCAGCAGAAACCUGUGUAACGUCUUUUCGUUUUAUUUUGUUUUGUUUUGUUUUUUUUUAAAAAAACAAAUGUUAACGUGUGACAAUUUUAUGAAGACUUUUUUGUAUAAGCUGUGGCAUUUGUUUCUUCUCAUGGAGUAUUAAAUACCAUAUUGGUCAGGUUGCAAACGGCAAAUGAAAUUUUAUACCAGCCGGACAUUGGCACUGCUUAUGUCUUUUUGCACAGUGCUUUGAUUGUUCACCAAGGAAUGCUCUUUCUUUAUCAUGUGAUAUAUUUUGUCGGAAUCAUUGUGUGCUGAACUUGUAAGAAAAAAAAAAUCAUUCCUUGGAGGAGCUUUUAAACUUUUUAAAGGUAGUGUUUAAGAAGACUAAAAUUUCAAUUUGCAUCCCCAUUCUGGUAAUCAAUAAAUUUUUGUGUUUUUGGGUGUUGGGAGUGGGGUGGGGUGGGGUGCUGAGUGGGCUUGGGAAUGGAGGUGACCAAACCAUGCAUUUCUGUUAAGCUAGACCAGUGCUGUGUUCAAUUUGUUACAUAGUGCCAUCUCCAUAUACUGUAAUAACAGAAGGCCAAGUAUCAGUUCUUUUAGCUUAGUUAACCUUCGCCUGAAUGGUUUUCUGAUUUUGAUGUUUGUGUGUUUUUUUUUUUUUUGUUUUUGUUUUUAACUAUUGCUAUUAUUAAAAGGCAGGGAGGCAUUGUCAAUGAGCUUUAAAUAUAUUGUGUCCUUUUGAGCCAGAUGUAAGCCUGGUCUAGCUUGUUUUGUUUCAUCUGCUGGCAGGGAAUCAAAUACAACAGGGUAUGGUGGUCUGUGAGAUCUUGGAAGCUGUAAAUUUAUGACAUACAAUAAAUAGACAUGGUGGCUGCACUGUAUUUUAAUGAAGAACAAUUGCUGAGCACUUAAUGUAGGUCUGUUGUGCAGCUGCAUUUUGAAAGCAAAUCUCACACGCUCCAUUAACUUUUUUUUCCCUAUGUUUAAAAAAAAAAAAGAGAGAGUUCCAAAUGUUGCAAUUAAUUUUAGAGAAGCAUUUUGAUGACCUGCAUUUUCCAUACCUUCCUUGUUUGUACAAAUGGCAAACAUGUCCAAUUUAUAAUUAGUACCUUGAAAUGCUGGUAGUAUUGUUGUAGAUUAAGUAAGUAGUUUAUUUUGUAAAGUGUGAAUAAAAAAAGUGUUUACUCAUGUUUCCUUUCAUAAACAUUGUGUUGUUUAAUGUGUAUCAUACAGUACAAUAGUAUUACGAUUGGUCAGAUUUUCCAUUGUUUUCACAGACUUAAGACCAAAUUCACAUUAUUUUUUUUUUUCCUGCAAUUGUUAGCAGACGAAACUAUAGCUUUGCAAUGCUGCUAACAGCAAAAAAUUGAAUCUUUUUAUUGGGGGGGGGGGGGUAAAUGAACAACCUUUUUUUAAUUUUUUUUUUUUUAUGACUUACUCACCAAACAUGAAAAUCUGAGUUUGAAAAUACUUCAGCUUUAUUGUGCAUUUUCUCACAUGUCUCAUCGCUCAGGCAGGUGAAGUCGGUAGGUAGGCAUUAGUUCCUGUUUUACUUAUUUCAGCAGAUGAGACUUUACUAGAAAUGAGCUUUCGCAAGUGGUAUUGAAAGCUAUGGCCAGAUAUGCACCAGUUCAAGGUGAUGGUUUGUCAGUUAAUGUCUGUAAGUUAUACUCUGAUCUCUAAUAGUCAAGUAAGUGGCAGUAGUCUCCUAUUUGCCUUUAAUCGUCACUGUGAUCAUACAUCGCAGUGCUGUAACUGAAACAGGUCUGAAGAGUAAAUAUCUUGGUAGUCUACAGAUUGUGGUUCAUCAUUCUUUUUUUUUGCGCUAAUGAAUGGACAGACGUGUAUAUAGUUUACAAUACCGAGUACAGUCUAACUUCACUUCUGAAAGGAAAGCGGUCACCGCAGUAGCAUUUUGAUGUCCACCUAAAUUAGUUAUGUCCGUUCUGGCCAUUAUCAUAAUGUGACACAAAUUGAAGAUUUUAAAGUAAUAUUUAUUAAGCCUUGUCCUUUAUUUAUUUGUUAUUGCUAUUUUUGCUAACACACCAGCCCAGAAGAGCUCAAUAAAUUUGGCAACAACUGUUACAUUUGUGAGAAUUUGGAAAUUGUUUGCAGUUUUGUUUUUUUUUUUUUUGUUUUGUAGGCUGUCCUUGAUAUUCCACUCCAGGUGUUUAGUUUUUUCUUGGACAUUUCUCAUCUACACUGCUUUGCUGUUUAAUUUUUAAUCUGCUUUAGGAUUUCGUGAACCUGAAACUUAUCACAACUUUGUUUGCAAAGUAGAGAGCGUAGUUAAAUGGUCAGGAUCCCAUCUCUUUAGCCAGCUGACAAGUACAUGUAUAAGGUAUAUAUGUUCCACUAUGUAAUGCACUGGACCAACUCUUGUUUACCAUUCAUGGAAAACCAGCAAAAUCCUUGCACAAAAUUUAAAGGAAUGUUAUAUCUAUAUUAGAAAUAAAAAUGGCAGCUGUUUUUAAAGUUAAAUAUUAGGAACUUUAAUGGGCCUAAUGGUAAACAAGGGAUUUUCAAUUUACUGUUAUCUUUAACAGUGUUCUUGGUUAUCUUUAAACUAGUUUUAUGUUUAUAUACAGGGUCAGCUUGUUUCCUUUACACCUAUGUAUUUUCCUACUACUGGUUGAACAAUAAAUUCUAUUAUCUGUUUCA
Messenger RNA from Erpetoichthys calabaricus (reedfish), 5067 nucleotides. It is a transcript of the gene cnot6a, whose product is annotated as CCR4-NOT transcription complex, subunit 6a. Bases 22 to 1302 code for a protein of 426 amino acids. The transcript is spliced from 7 exons. The record is from RefSeq and is a predicted model, not a curated record. NCBI's taxonomy places the organism in Eukaryota, Metazoa, Chordata, Cladistia, Polypteriformes, Polypteridae. Gene Ontology annotation, molecular function: poly(A)-specific ribonuclease activity; protein binding. Gene Ontology annotation, cellular component: cytoplasm; CCR4-NOT complex; nucleus. Gene Ontology annotation, biological process: nuclear-transcribed mRNA poly(A) tail shortening.